AUGACUUCGAUGCAAAUAGACGACUCCCUCUCGGGGGCAAAAAGGAAAGCAGAGGACUCUGGUGAUGGACAGCGACCCCCUCGCCGCAUCAAGGCUCUCGCAGAGUCUGUCGUCAACAAAAUCGCGGCGGGCGAGAUCAUCAUCGCUCCCGUCAAUGCUUUGAAAGAGCUAAUGGAAAACUCUGUCGACGCAGGCGCGACGAGUCUCGAGAUCCUUGUAAAAGACGGCGGUUUGAAAUUGCUUCAGAUCACGGAUAAUGGCAGCGGUAUUGAGAAAGACGAUUUAGCCAUUCUCUGUGAAAGGCAUACUACGAGCAAGCUCUCCGCUUUCGAAGACCUGAGGGAGAUUACGACGUACGGAUUUCGGGGCGAGGCAUUAGCAAGUAUCAGCCAAAUCGCCCACUUAUCAGUAACGACGAAGACAAAAGAUUCUCCUGUCGCUUGGCAAGCGAAGUAUUUAGAAGGCAAGAUGGUGCCGCAAAAGCCGGGCAUGCCUGCCGAACCAAAAUCCACCGCCGGGAGGCAAGGCACCCAGAUCAAAGUCGAGGACCUGUUCUUCAACAUUCCCAUCCGCCGAAAGGCCUUCCGCUCCCCGGGCGAAGAAUUUGCAAAGAUCAUGGAUAUGGUGGGAAGAUACGCCAUCCACUGCGACAAAGUGGCCUUUUCGUGCAAGAAGGCUGGCGACGCCUCCGUCGGCCUGUCGGUGUCGGGGAAUGCCACUACCGUGGACCGUAUCCGCCAGAUUCACGGAUCUGAUGUGGCGAACGAACUUAUCGAGUUUACGAGCGCAGACCCGCGCUGGGGAUUCAAGGCAACCGGCUAUGCUACCAAUGCUAAUUACAGCCACAAGAAAAUGACGCUACUCCUUUUCGUCAACCACCGCUGCGUCGAGUCGGGCGAUAUCAAAAAGUCUCUUGAGGAGAUGUAUAGGAACUUUCUCCCCAAGAACGGCCACCCUUUUGUUUAUCUGAGCCUCGAGAUAAAUCCCCAUAGCGUUGAUGUCAAUGUCCACCCAACGAAACGACAUGUCAAGUUUGAGCACGAAGAUGAGAUCGUGCGAACUAUUUGCGAGGAUAUUAGCUCUAAGCUAGCAGCGGUUGAUAAGAGCCGGACUUUUAUGACACAGACGUUGCUCCCGGGAGUGAAGGUGACGACCAUCUCACCCCAGCCCGAUGGUGGCGAUGCAACUCCUACGCGCCAAACACCAGGGCUAAGUGGGAGUAAGAGACGAAGAAACUCGAACGAGCUUGUACGCACUGAUACAAGCGUUCGGAAAAUCACAACGAUGUUUCCGUCUGCAUCGGCCGUGGCUACCGACAGGACAGGGGAUAACCAGGCGGGACGAGAUGCUAAGGACACUCUUACCGCCUCCUUCCCAGAAGAUAUCAGCUACGAGACAGUGGAUAGACAGCCUGUUACCUGUCGACUCACGAGUGUCAAGGAGCUCAGGGCCGAAGUCCGAGAUGAGAUGCAUCACGAGCUCACAGACAUAUUCUCCAACCACAGUUUCAUUGGCAUCGUGGACGAGAGGCGGAGAUUAGCUGCGAUUCAAGGCGGGAUCAAGCUCUACCUUAUCGACUACGGCCACGCCUGCUACGAAUACUUUUACCAGCUCGGCCUUACGGAUUUUGGCAACUUUGGAACCAUUCGUUUCACGCCACCGCUAGAUCUUCGGACAACAUUGAGAAUGGCGGCCGAAACAGAGAAGAAAACGGACCCCACGGGACAAAACGACUUCGACGUCGAUGCCCUCGUUGGAAAGGCCACGGAACAGCUCGUCGAAAGACGGGAAAUGCUCUCCGAGUAUUUCUCCCUCGAGGUGUCGCCGGCCGGCGAGCUCAUAUCCAUACCUCUUCUUUUGAAGGGGUACACGCCGCCGCUCGUCAAGCUGCCGCGUUUCCUACUGCGGCUCGGCCCCGCCGUGAACUGGCUGGAGGAGAAGCCGUGCUUCGAGUCGUUUCUGCGCGAGCUGGCGACGUUUUACGUGCCUGAACAGCUUCCGCAGCUUCCCGGGGAUGACGAGUCAGCAAAGGAAGAGGAUGUCGACGAGGGGAUUAAAGAGCGGAGGAGGAAUGUCCGAUGGGCGGUGGAGCAUAUUUUGUUUCCGGCGUUUAAGGCAAGGCUGGUGGCUACGAAGGGGUUGAUGAAUUCUGGAGUUAUGGAGGUUGCGGAUCUUAAGGGAUUGUAUCGGCACGACUUGUACGACGCUGAGGACGCGACCGGGUGCUGUGCGCCGAUCCGGUGGGAAGAUCUACGGAAGCCGGUUGACGUACCUGCUUUGGGGGAACGAGGGUAUAGCGGCACUGCGACGUUUUGGGCUUCUCCAUUCCUUGGACCGCUUCUCUUCCAGAACGAGAGCAGCGAUGCGCGGGAUCAUUGUGCGAAUGAGCGAACCUUCCUAUCAUACCUCCGGCUAUCGGUCUACAUGGCCAUUGUGUCCAAUGCCAUCGUGCUCUCGUUCCACCUGAAGACUCAACCGAGCACUAUUGAGCUGCGGAUGGCGAAACCACUGGGUAUCGUGUUCUGGUUUCUUUCGCUUUGCUGUUUGAGCCUGGGUCUGGGGAACUACAUCACUACCGUGAACAAAUAUAGCCGCAGAGCAGCCCUCGUCCAAACCGGCUGGAAAACGCAAAUCGUUCUGGGUAUUGUCUCUGUAUGCAUCGUGGGCACCUGUGUCGUACUGCUUGUCGUCACCAAGGUCUCCGGCGGCCAUGCUUCUUCGUAUCGGCAGCUUCUCUCGUGGGUGCAGCCAACGCUGUGA
Molecule: messenger RNA, 2760 nt
Organism: Scedosporium apiospermum
Lineage: Eukaryota; Fungi; Ascomycota; Sordariomycetes; Microascales; Microascaceae
Exons: 8
Coding region: 1-2760 (919 amino acids)
Biological process (GO): mismatch repair
Cellular component (GO): MutLalpha complex
Molecular function (GO): ATP hydrolysis activity; mismatched DNA binding; ATP binding
Source: RefSeq, a predicted model, not a curated record